GGUCUUAUCUCAUUUUGGACGAAGUUGAUGAUAAGGCAAAUUUAUUAAACAUCAUCGUCUUCCUCUCUAUCACUCUCUCUCUCACCACUCACAACCAACCACCAUGAUCUCUCUCAUUGCAACAACUCUCAAACCCUCAAUCUUCUCCUCCUUCACACAAUCCAAAACCAAUGGAUUAUCUUCUCACCCGAAAACCCGACCCGUUAACCCGAAACCGUUCACCAUCAACGCCGCCUUGAUACCCGCUUCAAACCGGCAAGCCCCGGCCAAGCAACAGCUCUAUCAACCAUUCCGUCCUCCUCCGUCUCCGAUUCCUCCAAAAUUCCGAUCACUCGACGCCGCCGGCAAAAUCGAAGUCCUCGCCGAUCGUCUUGGUCUCUGGUUCGAAUACGCUCCACUCAUUUCCUCACUCUACACCGAAGGAUUCACUCCUCCCACCAUCGAGGAACUCACCGGAAUCUCCGGCGUCGAACAGAACUGUCUCAUCGUCGGGUCACAAGUCCGAGACUCUUUAGUCCAAUCCGGCGCCAAAUCGGAGCUCAUCGCAGCUUUCGACACCGGAGGCGCAGAGCUUCUCUACGAGAUCCGUCUUCUAAGCAAUUUCCAGCGAGUUGCCGCUGCUGAGUACAUCGUCGAUCACGAGUUCGACAGGAAAGGAGCUCAAGAUCUUGCGCGGGCCAUUAAAGAUUAUCCUCACCGGCGUGGAGACGUAGGGUGGAGAGAUUUCGAUUAUAAUUUACCAGGAGAUUGUCUCUCGUUCAUGCUCUAUAGGAAAAGCAGAGAGCACAAGAGCCCAUCGGAGCUUCGAACCACAUUGCUUGAACAAGCCCUUGAAGUGGCUGUAACAGAGAAAGCCAAGAAAGCUGUGGCUCGUGAGCUACAUGGAGAGAGCAAUGAGGAGAGAGCAAAAGAAGAGGAGAUGAAAAUCAUUCGUGUUCCUGUUGUGAGGUUGAGGUUUGGAGAAGUAGCAGGAGCGAGCUCCGUUGUUGUUCUGCCGGUCUGCAAAGCAGAGGAAGGAGAGGAGAAGCUUAAUGAAGCUCCAAUGGAGUUUGAAGGAGGAGGAGAGUUUGGUGUUGUGGAAGCUGAGAAAGAAUGGAGCCGAUGGGUGGUUUUACCUGGUUGGGAUCCGGUGGUAGCGGUUAGGAAAGGAGGAGUGGCUGUUUCGUUUAGAGAUGAUCGGAAAGUGUUGCCUUGGAACGGGAAAGAAGAAUCGAUAAUGGUUGUGACCGAUAGGGAGAAGAAGACUGUGGAAGCUGAAGAUGGAUACUAUCUGAUUGUGACUGAAAAUGGAAUGAAGGUGGAGAGAGGAUCGGUGUUGAAGGAGAGAGGAGUGGAAGAGAGUUUAGGGAUGGUUGUUUUGGUUGUGAGGCCACCAAGAGAUGAUGAUGAUGAAUGGCAGAUAAAUGAUGAUGAAUGGGAUUAGAAGAAUACGUUAGAAGAAUAUUAGUUACUUCAGUAUAACAAUACUUGUGUUUUACGGCAAAUAUGUAAUUUUUUGUUUGAUCAAUUACCUCACUUUUCUUUUCAAAUAUGAAUCUGCAUUAAGAUUCUCCAA
Eutrema salsugineum is the source of this 1555-nucleotide messenger RNA. RefSeq names its product rubisco accumulation factor 1.1, chloroplastic. Bases 104 to 1423 code for a protein of 439 amino acids. Lineage: Eukaryota; Viridiplantae; Streptophyta; Magnoliopsida; Brassicales; Brassicaceae. The transcript has a single exon. Gene Ontology annotation, cellular component: chloroplast. The record is from RefSeq and is a predicted model, not a curated record.